Molecule: messenger RNA, 10905 nt
Organism: Cydia strobilella
Lineage: Eukaryota; Metazoa; Arthropoda; Insecta; Lepidoptera; Tortricidae
Product: zinc finger SWIM domain-containing protein 8 homolog
Exons: 29
Coding region: 165-4598 (1477 amino acids)
Cellular component (GO): Cul2-RING ubiquitin ligase complex
Molecular function (GO): zinc ion binding
Source: RefSeq, a predicted model, not a curated record
CGUUCUGGAGCUUCCCGGACAGCGAAGAUGACAUCAGACUUUAUUCAUGUCUGGCAAACGGGUCAGCAGAUGAGUUCCAACGAGGCGAGCACUUGUUUAGAGAUAGAGCUGUUAAGGAUGUGCUCCAGAUUGGUUUCCACUUAUCAGCUACAGUGUCGUUCAACAUGCCUCGAGCUCAGUUCAAUGUGGCAGUAACAUUCGACAGACAGCGAAUAUCAUCAUGCAACUGCACUUGCUCGUCCACAGCGCACUGGUGCUCGCAUAUCGUCGCCGUGUGCCUCUACAGGAUACAUUUGCCAACACAAGUAUGCCUGCGAGCGCCCGUAUCAGAGUCCCUCCAAAGGCUCAGACGCGACCAGCUACAGAAGUUUGCACAAUACCUUAUAUCAGAGCUACCACGACAAGUGCUACCCACGGCUCAACGUAUACUGGACGAGCUGCUGUCCGCGCAGCCUAACCAGAUUAACACGACCUGUGGAGCGCCGGAUCCGACCGCGGGGGCGUCAGCGUAUGAAUAUACGUCGUGGUUCCUUGAUGAGAAGACCUUGCACAACAAUAUCAAUAAGAUUUUAGUCAAGUUCUGUGUUCCUGCUCCUAUAGUCUUUAGUGACGUAAACUACCUAAGCACAAGCGCGCCACCGGCCGCGGCGGAAUGGUCGUCCCUUCUCCGGCCCUUACGAGGCCGAGAGCCCGAAGGCAUGUGGAACCUCUUAUCCAUAGUGCGAGAGAUGUUCAAACGGAGUGACAGAAACGCUAUACCGCUUUUGGAGAUCAUCACUGAGGAGGUUAUGGCGUGUGAACAGAUAAUAGUGUGGUGGUACAGCACAAAAGCAGCGCUGGUGGCGUGGGGCGGCGGCGGCAAGCACGGUGGCAGCGGCAACUCCGCCGCUCAGCAUGCCUGCUCGUCCUUGUGCGAUGAGGUUGUGGUACUUUGGCGUCUGGCCGCCCUGAAUCCCGGCCUGGCUCCCCAUGAACGUGACACUUUGCACGAGCAGUUCACUCAGUGGCACAUGAAAGUGUUAGAUAAGGUCGCCAAAAACCGCAACAACCACAUGGGGAGCUCAUCAUCCCACACCCGACACACGAGAACCCACUCUCAUCCCCCCUACAUCAACGGGAUAUCUGAGAACGAAGUUUUCCCGGGCUUCCAACCCGCUAUGGAAGCCUGCUAUCUGGAGUGGGACGACUACCAGAUACCCGGAGUGACUUACACCAAGGACCUGAACCCGCUGUACCACAGUCCGUUCACUAUAUUCAGACAUGCUGAUAAACAGGCUGAUGUGCAUCAGGUGAAUUCUUCAAAAGCAGUAUUAAACAACGAGAUGUCUUUGAGCUACCGUCUCACAAACCCAGACCCUCACCGCACUUUGGUGCAUCGGACCAGAAUUAAUGUGGACUUGGCCAUCCCAGGACCCUCAGGACAACAACCUGGUGGAUCUGGUGAAGGCAACAGUGAACAGCCUGGACCCAGUGAUGGAAACCAUUCCAGCGUUUCGUCAGAAGGUUUCUGCGAGAACGAAGAAGAGAUCCUAGUAGCCAGCGGCGUCGACACAGACUCCCAAGAGUCCAGCUCACCCGCCGUAUCAUCCGACGAUGCAGCGCGUCGGGUCUCCAACGAUGAUUCCGUGUCAGAUGAUGACUGCAACUUGUACUUCUACGACACUGCGGCCGCCAGGCUCGCUGUGGCCGGCGAGGGCACCAGCGGCACUGCCGUGGAAUGGUCCGCUUCGGCGCCGACGGGCUGGGAGUGCGGCUGGCAGGUGCAGUCCGCGCGCGCCGAGGGCCUGCAGGCGCACGGGCACGCGCGCGAGGCGGGCGCGCUCGGCGCGAGGCUGGCCCGGGAGCUGCUCGCGCGCCCUCCCGCACUAGGUUCGAGCGCGGGCGGCGCCAACAGCCACGACCCGCGCAAGGCGCGCCGCCGCCACACGCCGUCCCCGCGGCUGUGCGCGGCCAGCCACAGGCUGUCGUGCCUCGCGUCGGCCACCUUGGCCAAAUGCGCCUUCUUGUGCACCGUUCUAGCAGAAUUCAGUGAGCACCACGAACUAGCUUUCCGCGUGGGUCUGUUCGCCCUAGAAAUGGCAAGACCACCGGCCAGCACAAAAGCCCUAGAGGUCAAACUCAACAACCAGGAGACUGAACUAGUGGCGCUGCUGAAGAAACUGCCAACUGGACCUGAACAGCUAGCCUUAGCUAGGGAGAAGGCUGAGCAACUCCGUGACGGCACGCUUAGAAAUAGAGGACCCGCUCUGCUACCUAUCGCGUUAGCAAGUUUCCUGUUCGACGUCUUAGUUUUAUCUGCGACUGACAAGGAAAAUAAGCACCCAGCGAGACAACCUUCAGACGAAGCCCUCGGCUUCGAGGCAGCAGUAGCCGCACUAGGCCUAAAGGCAAACGUGUCCGAGGCCGAACACCCAUUACUAUGCGAGGGCACUAGACGCCAGCGCGGAGAACUGGCGUUAACCCUGCUGGCUUUCUACAAGGACGAUUCAGUCAAGCUGGCCAGGAUUAUGAAUAAGUUAUUGGACCGCGACAUCCACCAGCUGACGAAGGGCCCGAUGGUGAGCGUGUACUACACCAACAACCCGCGCCUGGCCGCCUACCGCGAGCAGCACCCGCACCCGCACCCGCACCCGCACCCGCACCCGCACCCGCACCCGCACCCCGCAGCGGCCCAGCCCGCGCCGCCGCCGCCGUUCAAUCAGUUGAGAAAGAUGACGUACUCGUACUCGUACGCGCCGCAACAGCAGGUACAGUGCCAGCUAGUUGCCGAAAUGGAGCGUCUAGUCGUGUCGGAGGGAGGCGCGAGUCCGCCCGCGCACGCGCACGCGCACGCGCAUGCACACGCGCACGCGCACGCGCACCCGCCGCCGCACCAGCAGCCGCCGCACCAGACGCUCGCCAGGCCGAAGGACUCGAGAUAUAAAGGCAAAAGGCUGUAUCCGUCCGUGCCUAACCAGCCCUCGGAGGCGUCAGCACACUUCAUGUUCGAGUUGGCCAAGUCCGUGCUCUUUAAGGCUGGAGGCUCCUCUUCUACCAGCCUCUUCACGCAGACCUCCUGUGCGCGGGAACACCAUGGGCCACACAGAGGUUUGCACAUGGCGGCGUUUCAACUCGGUCUUUACGCGCUGGGGCUUCACAAUUGCGUGAGCGCCAACUGGCUGAGCCGCACCUACUCCUCGCAUGUCAGCUGGAUCACAGGUCAAGCAAUGGACAUCGGAGCGCCUGCGAUUCUAUUCUUGAUUGACGCAUGGGAGGGACAUUUGACGCCGCCCGAAGCAGCAGGCAUUGCUGAUAAGGCAUCAUCGGGCCGAGACGUGCACACAGUGCGCGCCGCAGCAGAACUAGCCUUGUCUGUGUUGCCGCACGCACACGCGCUCAACUAUAAUGAAAUACAACGCGCCGUGUUGCAAUGUAAAGAACAGAGCGACGCCAUGUUAGAACGGGCGUGCUUGACCGUUGAAGCUGCUGCUAAAGGCGGCGGAGUGUACCCCGAAGUCCUAUACACCGUAGCCCGAUACUGGCACGAGCUCUACCUCCGGCAAGCGAACGAGGACACGGAGCCGUUACUAGAGGAGCCGCAGUACCGCGCCGUGCCGCCCGUGCACGUGCCCGUGCCCUACCCGCUGCCCUACCCCUUCACCUACCACCCCUACCCGCCCAUCUACCAGCUGCAGUACGGCGGCGCGCCACCGCCACACGCAGUAAGCGGCCAAUACGCGCUCCCUCCAUACUUCGUGCGCGGCCUCGUCCCGCACGCUCCCCUCGCGCCGCUACCGGCGCAAAUGCCGGCCCAGUUACCGGCGCACGCACCGCACACGUCACACCAGCCGCAUCAGCCGCAUGCGCAGUUACCGCAACACGCGCAGUUACCGCAGCACCCACCGCCGCUGCCCGUCAAUGUCAACCACGGCGCACCCAUCCCCCCUCCGCUACCCUCAAUGCCCGGCGUAGCGGGUGUAGCAGGCGUCGGCCCCGUAGCCGGUCACGGUGGCGUCGGCGUAGCGGCACCUCUACCCGCGCCCGUAGCACCGCCGCUACCUCAAGCUCAGCUACGGCGUCUGCUCGCCGCCUACCGCGUCGGCAUGCUGGCGUUAGAGACGCAGGCGAGGCGGGUGCACGACGAUCGUCCGCAGAACAAGUUCGGCAGGAACCCACCCUACGGCGAGCACGUGAAAUGGCUCCUCCGCAUCUCGAAACGCCUCGGCGCGCAGUACUUACACCAGUUCUGCGUGUGCGCAGUCAACUCCGUCGUGUCCCCCUUCGUGCUGUACGAGCUGUGCGUGGAGUCGGCGCACUGGCUGGCGCGCGGCGGGCCGCACCACCUGCUCAUGCAGCACCUGCGCGGCACGCUCGCGCCGCUAGUGCAGAAGUGUCAGCAGAUGUACAUCCAGUGCAUACACCAGAAGCUGUACCACCUGACGCCGGUGGAGUACGAGGAGUUCGUGAGCAUCGUGCUGUCGGCGCGCACCGCCUUCCAGCUCACGCCCGAGGGCAACACGCAGUUCAAGGAGUGGCUCGCCUCGCUGCGGAGAUCCAAGUCUUGCAAGAAGGACCUGUGGACCCAACUGAACGCCGCUCUCCAGACGAACGGCAAAUGACGCCGGCAGCCGAUAGUUUGUCUGGUGCGGUACACCGCGCGCAAACUGUCACAAUACAGGCGAUGGCCGCGAUACCGGCUCCUCUAUCAAUUGCACACUCUCUAAUAUUACACCUUGUGUUAUUUGUAAUAGAGUCGUUUCUCGCUCACCGAUCGUCGCUUAUUUGUGAAUUUUCUAUGACAGUUCGACACAUUUGUAAUCGAUACGCGUUAGGUAACCGCUAGGGUUUUUAUUCAUUUUGUGUACGUUGUGCUACGUCCCCAUGCAGACAUUGACAGAAUAAAUUUACAUCGAGCAUUAUGUAUCAAUAAAAUAUAACCACCAUGAUUCAUAAAAUUUAGCCUAGCUCUGUUAACUAAAACAUUUUAUUUUGUCUUUAUUACAAACCAACUAUACAUACUUUAUUACAUACUAACCUAACGUAUAACUAGUACCCCAUUAUAACAACAUUAUAUUGUUACGCGUGAAAUCUCCGCGUAUUGUGCUAAAGUCUACGUCAAACAUAUGCAUAUAUGUAUUUCUCGUCUUAUUUCAAUAGAGUAAGAUGUUAAAGUGUAAACAUAUCUUUGAUCUUUGACGUCAUCCGUUUGAGCAAACAUACAGUGAUUGAGUAAGAUGCGUAAAAUCUAAGAUAAUUUCGUGAUAAAAUAAGACACGUAAACGAGAUGGCGCUGUACAGUUCCAUACAUUUUGUCUGAUUGUCAAAAAUUGACUAUUGACAAUUCAAUGACCGCAAAAUCGCCAUCUGUUUUGGAUGUGUAACUAAGGGGCACGUUUGUUUCUUAGACAUUACCUCUCAAUUACAAUCAAUUAUCUUUGGUAUGACGACACUUCAUAAUAUUGAAAGUUUGAUAUAGAUUUACUAGUCAAGCAUAUAAACGGGGGAGGUAGCAUGACUAGAUUUUAUUCUAUUAUUUCUGACGUGGCCGCGUGGCGUGCACUAUUUAUACGCAUCUCCAUUACAAAUAAUACACGCUUUUCGACUCGAUUUGAGGCAACACCUCUAUUAGUAGUAGCAUAAUAACUCAUUAGAGGGUAAUCGAUCUCAGAACAGUUGUAUCGAUAAUCAAAAAUGUUGCUAACUCCUGCAUCUUAUUGUAAUAUUCAUGCCUAAAUACUUAGUCCUGUGAGUGGACUUGUGUGACGAUUUUACAUCUCGAGUAGUAUUUAAAAAUUAGAUCUCAAUUUGUAAAUAAUUUGUAGGCAUCACGUAAAUUAUCUUUAGUUUCAUUUGUUAUACUUCAAAGUUGAUACAAGCUCAUUUGAAGGUUGUGCAAUAAUAGUCUGCAAUUGAAAUCUGCAUGUAAGACAGUUCAUGUGUGUUCGUGAGUCGCCUUUCGAUCAACUAAGGAGUUUAGCAACAUUUACUUUUUAUAAUCAAACUUAUUUAUAUAUCUUACAAUGUAAAAAUGACAUCUUAAUUUAUUAUUUCCAAUGUAUUGUGACAACUUAUUUAUUUAUACAUCGCACUAUUUUAUAUACACAUGAUUUGCUUAUUUCGACUUCCUUGUAUGUUUGAAGUUAAUUAUAGUCUCGGUAAAUUGAACUGUAUGCGUAAGCUAAGGUGACAAUCGUUAACGCUAAUCUCAAAAAUAUCCGAACAACAGAUGAUAACGAAAAAUCACGUGGAAAGUUCCAUACAUUACUUACUUUUCAAUUCGCGUUACCAAUUCACGAUUGUGGUCUUCGCUACGCCCCCUGUUAACUAGUCAAUGGUUUUGAGGAAAUAUCAUUGGUGAACCAGUGAAGCUUCAACGCUUUAGCUCAUUUAGUAUCUUUUUAAAUAGUUUAAGAUGCUGGUUUUAUUUUAGUGCCUUCUGCCUAUAAACGUCUUCGUUUCGAAUGUACGCGAAAGGCAUUAAAUGAAAAAUCUCUUUCACGACAAAUGUUAAUCAAAUGCAGUUUGAUUUUUUUUUAUGUUUUUGCAUAACCUGUUGUUCGAUUAACAUUUAUUUUUUAGUUAAAUACGCCGGCGUGGUGGGUAACUUUCUCCCAAGUAAAUAUCUAAUAUGAUGCGUUUAAAUUUCGCACAAAACAUUAUUCUGUUGUGAUGUUUUUGUGGUUUACAUUACGUCCAUAAGUUUCAAAAAGUUUUUUUUUUAGUUGUGUUGACUAACCUAUAACCAUUUAUUUAUGGUUAGUUGUCCACUGCGCCGCGUGACCACUGCACUGCAGAGGUUUUUGUUAAGAAGAUCUCCGUCACGUGUGUAAGUACCGUAAAGAAAAUGAUUGUCGUUCUUUACUCGUUUUAGCCUAUUUAUUUGUAUUUUUUAUUAUUGUGAGUGCAGGACUUUGUUGAAGCAAAACUGUCAGUUUUAAUCAUUCAUAAGCUUUUUGAUAUACAUACAUUGCUUCGGACAUUUUGUUUAUGUGAAUGUCUAACUGUAUUGACGAAGUGUAAAGAAUUCAAAAUUGAUAACAAAAGUCCAUAUUAUAUUUGGUAAUUGGCUUAAGAUGUUUCAAGUGACCUAAUAGUGUCAUUAAACUACAAGAUAUUAGACAGAAUGUAGAAGACGGCCGUCGAUUCACUAUUUUUGAUAUUCUCUUGUCGAAAUUUGCAGUUUCAUGGAUGUAAAGUACUACGCGUCUUGGUGAGAUAAGGUAGACGUGUGGUCGAUUCUAUAAUAACUUUAUUUACACAUAUUAUUAUAAUAUUAUAAUGCUGAGUAGCAUCUUGAAGCCUUUGAAAUAUAUAAUGUAUAGUCUGACGCGCCGGCAACAGAUUCGCAGGCAAAUUCAACCUGACUUGAGCUGUAGUAUCAUUCCGAUGUUAGACGCCGAAAGAAUACACGCCUUUUGAUCAUACAAGAUUAAGAUGCAUAUAAAAAAAUUAAAUUCCAUACGUUCUUCCAAGUUUAAAAAGCAAUAUUAAUAUAUCAAUCUAUAAGCGUAUUUUAUAUGGCGUAGCACUUCUAUUGUAAGGAAUAUACCGCUUAUAGGUAUUAAAUGUUUUGCAACAUUUUUGAGCAUUGGGUGUUUUUAAUAAUACGUUUUUUACAUUUUAUACAAUCAUGAACAAAAUAUUAAUGUGACGUGUUAAAAGCAAGUGCAAGUUGCUCAUUUCAAAAUCUUAGUACCCGAUAGCUUAUAAUAAGAGUAGGUAUGUAUGAUAGUGUUGCAUAUUGUCUUUAAUGUUGAAUUUGAGCCCUGUACCUAAAGUACGAUCAAGCAAAAUAAUAUGUACGUAACUUAACAGUCCUUGAUACUAUUGCACGUUCCUCUACACGUUUCGAGUUUCAGAUUAGAUGGCCGUUCCGAAAGCUGAAAUUAAUUCGGAUGCGUAGCUCGCAGCUCGGGAGUAAUCGUGCCUAAUUUAUACGACAUUAGAGCAACCCAUUGUGCCUUGACAUCAGUCGAUCGUGGUCGGGAUACUCAUUCAUUACGCGCCUCGCCCGAAUGGCGGGAGCUCCGUACGAUACAUGGGCAUUUUCAUUUGGUUAUACGCCCAACUUAAGUGUACUUAGUUAAACAAGGCAUCUCACUUUCAGAUAGUCGCCAACCUUUAGCGUUUGAUUGCUACCCGGUCGUGGUACAAUAUUAAAUUGAUAUGCCCACGAGCUAUACUUUUAAUAAAUCGGUAUUGAAAUUAGUGGUAGAAAAACUCUUGAUUCGUGUAGUUUUAAAUGUGGAGAAGUGCAGUGUUUAUGACUACAUAUAUCAUAAAUAACCAAGCCAUUUAGAGAAAAACACGAAAAAAAUGUAGGCAAAUGUUUCAUCAGUUUCCCACAAAAAUUCGCCAGCAAUGAAAUUUAUAUGCGAUCUCACAUUGGAAUGAUAUAUUUGUUGCCGGCCCCGCGUUACGUAGUUUUAGUUCAAUAAUAUCUUUAUAAUAUUAGAUGUUUAUGUGCAUUCAUUAAAAGUAUGAAUGUCUUAAACAUUCAGUAGAUAGUAAAUUUUAGGAUGCUAGUUAGUAUAAAAUGACGUUGGAAAAUCAUUCGAAAAUUGCUACGCCAGCUGCAUCUUUUAAUCGUAUUAAAGGAAAAAUUCUUUAAAGGGUUUUAUAUAUAUACAACUUCCAGUAUUCAGUGUUUGGGUGUAGAAUACUUAAACAUUUAGCGCAAUAGUUUGCAAUCUUUGAGUCGUUAAUAAUGCACUUUGGGUUGCGUGCGUCGCGGGGAUACCCCUUGCGCUUUCAGUUCUACCGGCUCGACUUGUAGCAGCUUGAGAUAUCUAGAGGGCGUUCAUAGUAACACGGGUUUGCCAUUCAUGGUAAAAUAACUACAUUGACAAAAAAGAUUGUUUUCUUUCAUUGACGUAGGAGAGGCGGGGCUACAGCGUGUCUCGCGAGGUGUUCCUCGUGCGACGCUCGCAUCUAUCGCACUUCUGUAACUGUAGUUUACGAAUAAAGUGUUCAGUCUUUCGUAAUUAAAUUUGUCAUAAUAACUCGCCGUCCAUAAUUUAUUUGCGAAUCUGAAUGAGCGUAGGCUUUGUUUUGCAUCAUUUUCCUAUUAAACUCAUAAAAUAUACUUAUAUUUUUAUUCAAAUAUUGCAGAAUUUAAAUAUAUUGUGCUCUUUGGGCAUUAUUAACAUUAUCUGGUGUAAUUUCUCUGGAGAUCGCUUUUUCUUUCUCCAUACCUAAUGGCAUUAAAAGUGCUUUGACAUUAUGUCUCAAAGAACUAUUUUUACACUUUGAAGCAUAUAAAAAAAAAGAUAAAUAUAUCGUUAGUUUGGUAAAUAUAGUGCGUUAGUAGGAGCAUAUUUUAAUUAGUCGUUUAAUGCAUGUUCAUAGUCUGUAACUUGUAAUUCACCCAAUUUUUGCAAGUCGGCGAGGUUUCGUAUUGUGGUUUUAUUUUGUUUGCUGGUUAUCAAUCAAUGGUUGGACUUUGCUUAAUUUAAAUAUUAUGCACCACGUGUUCCAUCAUUAUCUACCUACUUGAUAUAGUUUCGUCCAUGCCUUGGCAACAUAUUUGGCUGAAUUUCAAUAUCAAGUUUGUAAGGUUCAUGUUUAUCGUAGCGCGUAGUAAAUCGGAUUGGAAAUACCUACGAUAGAACAAUAGUUUCAUCAUAAUAGUCGUUUGAAGGCGUGAAGCCGCCAGUGCCUGAUCAUAAUAAAGCAAAUACAGCAAGUUACUUCUGCCUGUAGCGAGAGAUCACUCGCGCGCGUUAACUCGGUACAAGAGUCAAUAUUCUUUUAAAAUCGAGGUAGCGCAUUCGAGCUGAUAUUGUAUGACUCCUUCGCAGCCGUUUAUAAUAACGGCACUAGAAUAUGUCGAGCGUUCGCAGGUUGAGUGAAUUUAUUGAUUUGGUCGUGUUUAGCGAAUUAUAAGUUGUCCUGUCCAGUAAUACUCAUGGCAAUGCAAGUUGAACACUACGUCACAUCACAAUCGGUUAGUUAUUAUACAGUAUAGCAAGUCUGUUAGUCCAAAUCGACGAUGCAUAAUUAUUUUAUACAUCUGGAUUUGUAGUUUAAUUAUACACUUUGUAAGUGUGGUGUCUCCGCCUAUUAAAGUAUGUAACCAUUACAGUUCGAGUGGCUACUUAUUAGAGUACGUAAUAAAUUUAUAUAUUUUUUUUUUUGUUUCAUGUCGCAUACAUAUUUGUUGUCAUUUCAAUUGCACGUUGGUACCGUGAAUUGUUAUCAUAAUUUAAAUUGUUUGGUGUAAGAUACAUAUUUAUGCUCACAAUUGCAAGACGCAUGAUUUGUUGGCAAAUAGCGUGUGCCGCUGCCGGCGCGCGGCGCUCCGCGCGACAACCGUCGACUCUUGCAGGACGUAAGACUGACAAGCACCUUGUGAAGUAGUCGAAUGUGGAGUCCUUAUUAAAAAUGUAUGUCCAGGAUGUCUGAAAACAACACUCCAUUCACCCGUGUUUAAAAUUAAUACUCCUUGUUUACUCCCCACAUUGUUUUAUGACAUCCUGCAUAUAAUAGAAGUGCCCAUACAUUUAUAUUUAAAAUUAUAUAUCUACAUAGCACUAGACAUUUUGCUCCGUUGUCGCAAAUGGUUGUAAUUAUAAAGGUAUAGGUAAUAUUAAUAGUUAAAUGAUAGACUGUUUUGCACGAUUUCUGGUGUGACGUGAUCACAAGUCACUGCUCCGAGUUGCGAGGCGGGCGGUCCAACUCUUUGUGAUGACAAGUGGCAAGUAGCGAGUACUCGCCCACUCGCAACCCGCACUUUUUUAACAUUCGGUAUUCUACCUACGCAAUAUCUCCCCACUAUUAUAAAAUGUAUGUUUCAACUCAAAACUCGAAAUAUUUUGACCUCUACAUAAUUUUUAUUACUUUUACGAUUACACAUAUUAUAAUAAGUCUUUUAUUGAAGUAACAUUAUUUAAUUAUUCAAUAUACUUAUUCUAUAUUUAAGACAAA